Messenger RNA from Thalassophryne amazonica, 1103 nucleotides. Its product is annotated as CD209 antigen-like protein E. The transcript is spliced from 6 exons. Bases 121 to 1008 code for a protein of 295 amino acids. The record is from RefSeq and is a predicted model, not a curated record. Lineage: Eukaryota; Metazoa; Chordata; Actinopteri; Batrachoidiformes; Batrachoididae.
CAAAGUCAGGACAAACAGCAUCCAGAUCAGAGUCCACACACACACACACACACACAGUGUUAUCAUUGGUAUAAAUGAGAGCACAAAUAGAUCAAUAAAGGCAGUGCAGGCACCAGGAACAUGGAGAACUCUCAAUCAGGCCACCAACACAAAGCCAUUAAUGGUCAUCAACACGCUCAGCACCAAACUGUCGGAAAAGGGGGAUCUGUUUUUAUAUAUCACCGACUGGUUUUACUGGGUCUGAUAUUGCUGAAUGCAGUUCUGCUGAUUGUGACUGUUGUUCUGGGGAUUUGCUGUGCCAAAGCCAAAGAUGAUGACCUUCAGAUUCCUCAGUCGGCUGAUACAACACUAAUGAUUGAGCUGAGCUAUCUCAGCAACCACAGCGAAGUGAUCAAAGCCAAAGAGGAAGCCCAGACAAGAUUAGAGAUGGAGCGCACCAGCCAUCGCCAAAGACAAGUGCAGCUGGAGCAGCAGAAAACGCUCAAUGAUGACCUUCAAAAGCAGAUUGAGACGCUACAAAAAGAGAAAACAAUACUUCAGUAUAAUCAUACUACUUUAGAGGAAAGCUGUGGCAAAUGCCAGCCAGGAUGGAUUCUUGUUAAUUCAUCCUGCUAUUUCUUUUCUAAUCCUGCAUCCAACCCCAAAAGGAACUGGCCGAACAGCAGAGCAGACUGUAUCAGUCGUGGAGCUGAUCUGGUCGUGAUCGAUAACUGGGAGGAGCAGCAACUGCUGAAUGACAACUAUAAAACUGACUCCACCAGCAAAACUUGGUGGGAGAAUGGGUACUGGAUUGGCCUCACUGACAUUGAGACCGAGGAAAAGUGGGUCUGGAUUAACAAUGUGACCCAGGUGGAAACGUACUGGAUCCCGGGAGAACCGAACAACCAUGGUCCUGAUGGUGAGGACUGUGGUGCCUUUUAUUUUAGUGGAGAUCCCAUGAAGACACGGUAUGAUGGAAAAUGCCAAUAUCAUCUGUAUAACUGGUUGUGUGAGAUUAAAUUAAAGUAAACAUGCAGCCUCUCAAGCAGAUCUCAAACACUCAUUAUAUUUGAUUUCUCACAAUCAUUCAUCUUCAUCUGCUUACUCCAAUUAUGGGUCCUGUC